UGAGAAGGUGAGCGUUGACUGCUCAAAUUCGUUAAAAAUAUAAUUUAUCGCGUUUUUUUUUUUUAAAUUGAGGUUAUUAGAUUUAUUAAAUUUUUAGCAAUACAAAGAUUUACUUAAUAACACAAAAUUUAAUAUUAUUUUUUCUAUUUAAUUAUACUGUAUGUUAUUGUGCAAUAUUUGUUGAGUUAAAAAUAUUGCCCGCCAAAUUUACCACGUGAAAACAUGGAUGAUCUUACGAUCCGACUAAACCAUAGAAAAGAACAAGUAAUCAUACUCAACGAAGAUAAUAUGUUAUUAGACGAUAAAAUGAUUUACACAUCACCACCGAAAAUAUAUCCAUUUGCUAUGGUCCUUAGGCUUCGUGUACUUCAGAUAGUUUGUGGCAUUACCGGGUUAGUUAUGGGUAUGGUUGCCACUAUAGAAGAAAAAGGAAAAAUGAACUUGGGCUUAGCAAUUCCGGCUGGAAUUCUGACAGUUAUUGCUGCAGCCGGAAGCAUUUACAUGAGCCAUGGUUUUAGCGGCUACCGACCCCAACAGCUGUGUGACCCACGACUGCAACCGUUCCGGUUUCUGGGACCAACCAUCCGGUCCGCGGUGACGCUCACAGUGCUGUGGAUCGCCGCAUGUCUAUUGCAUGCCUGUCUGCUGUACUUCUCAGCGCGGUCGCUGUUCCGAAACGGACAGAUCGCCGUGCUGGCUACCAUAAUCAUUUUGCUCACGUUGCUCACGUUGCUUUCCACUGCUGCGCUGGUGCACAUUGAUUGCAAGUAUGAUCCCGAUUGACCCAGUCCGGAGGUCCAGGCGCCUACGGCUUCGGUCAGCGUAAUCGGGCCCAGCCAUUUGUCCUCGGACAGAGCCACUAAAGUGGCAUGGGUUAUAUAAUGCCAUACACCAACACCAAAGUAUAUUGGCUGCGAUAAAUGCCACGUGACAAACACUGUGUUUAUCACAACAUAAUGUAAUUUAUGUAUUUAAUUUUUAAUUGUAUACAUUUAUAUGAACAUUGUAUAAACAUUUUCAACUAAAUAACACUUUUUAAUUAUCGUAAAAAAUAAAUUACGACUACGACAUUUAUUUUUCUCCACAAUGACCAAAUCUCGGACGACCUCCCUACAGGAAAAUCGUACUUUUACAUCAAAUAAACGAAUAUGAUGAUCUCACAUUAUAUUAUUGAUACCAUUUUAUGUAAAUUGAAUAAAAUACACUGUUGUCCUGUUAUCAAACUAUGAUAGCUCAUAAUAUUAUAGUUUCCAAUACUACACUUUUUAACAAA
This is a messenger RNA of Melanaphis sacchari, 1273 nucleotides long. RefSeq lists its product as uncharacterized. Lineage: Eukaryota; Metazoa; Arthropoda; Insecta; Hemiptera; Aphididae. The transcript is spliced from 4 exons. The coding region runs from base 223 to 783 and encodes 186 amino acids. The record is from RefSeq and is a predicted model, not a curated record.